Messenger RNA from Fusarium fujikuroi IMI 58289, 15255 nucleotides. Its product is annotated as non-ribosomal peptide synthetase. Bases 1 to 15255 code for a protein of 5084 amino acids. The record is from RefSeq and is a predicted model, not a curated record. The transcript is spliced from 3 exons. Gene Ontology annotation, molecular function: catalytic activity; phosphopantetheine binding. Gene Ontology annotation, biological process: secondary metabolite biosynthetic process; amino acid activation for nonribosomal peptide biosynthetic process. NCBI's taxonomy places the organism in Eukaryota, Fungi, Ascomycota, Sordariomycetes, Hypocreales, Nectriaceae. Gene Ontology annotation, cellular component: cytoplasm.
AUGGCUAUCAAAAUGAUAGACAAACAAGUCCUUGCGUGCAAUCUUGAUGCAUUUGCCGGUAGAGUUACAAACUCAACCGACAUCAACGAACAAGCUAUCGAAUGGCUCUCACCAACCCCAUCCGCUGUGACUCUGGAAGCUGCUUGGUGCGUGACACUGCGUCUUUAUACUGGCCUGGAUCAUUUAUCUUUCGGAUCUUUGACCCAAGAUGGCAUUGUUGCUACUAAGCUCUGCAACCUUGGGCCUCAUGAUACCCUGGAGGAUGUCUGCUCCCAUGUCCAGCUGUAUGACUACAGUGAUGACACUGUUUGCCAUUACAACACCGCAGUCAUCUUUAAGUUGGAUGAAAAUGAAGGAAAAAAGUUGUCGGAAUUGAUCCCACGAGGAAUUGAUGUUGCAUUGAUGGUUACGGGUUCCAACCUUGGCGUCUUGGCCAGAGCGAGCUUCAUGGAUGCUGAUGAAGCUCGGAAUCUAUGCCAAAACUUUAGACACGUCCUCAACUGCUUCCAAGAGCCAAAUCAAGCAGUGAGAGGAAUUACUCUUAGCGACAACGAUGUCAACCAAAUUCUGAGCUGGAACAAGAGCCAGCUGACACGCACCGAGUCGCUAAUUCACGACCAAUUCGCUCGCAUUCUCCAGCGUCAACCUGACAAAUCGGCCAUCGAAUCCUGGGAUGGAAACAUGACAUAUCGGGAGCUUGAUGCAGCCUCAUCAUCUUUGGCGGAAUCUUUGUCCCGAGCAAAUAUCGGCCCUGGCUCUUGGGUGCUUUUCUGCUUCAACAAAUCGCGCUGGGCCAUUGUUUCCAUGCUGGCCAUCCUCAAAGCGGGAGGAGCUUGUGUUCCAUUGGAUCCUAGGCAUCCCAAAAGUCGUGUUGUCCAGAUUCUCCAAGCUACUGGAGCUCAGCAUAUCCUAGUGGGCGACGCAGACAACGACAUCAAGAACCGGCUAUGCAAUGAGUUUCCAUCAGUCAAAGUUAUCGGCGUUCCUCACCACGAGGUAUGCGAAUCGCAAGACAUCGACACCAUUUCUCUUAGUUUUGACAGCCCCGCCAUUGGACUGUUUACAUCUGGCAGUACUGGUACACCCAAGGGAAUCGUCGCCACACACGCCACAAUCUGCACCGGGGCAUCUUCGUAUGCGCACCAUAUUGGCGCUGACGACAAAACCCGCGUCCUCCAGUUUGCUUCAUACACCUUCGACGUCUGCAUGGUGGACGUGUUCACAGCGCUUCUGCAUGGUGGCACUCUGUGUAUCCCUUCAGAAGAAGAGCGCAUGACUGGUCUCCAAGAAUACAUCUCGCGUACUCAACCCAACUGGGCGGCUCUGACUCCAACAGUGGCUCGGGUCCUCGACCCGGCUUUGUCUUCCAAAUCCAUCAGAAAGAUUCUCCUCGUCGGUGAGAUGGUGAGAGAGUCUGACAUUGCGGAAUGGCUCGACUCAGGUGUGCAGGUUUAUAACGUCUACGGCCCAGCUGAGAACAACCUGAUCACCACUGCCGCCAAGGCCAUCAGGGGCAGAGCUUCCAACGUCGGAACCGGCAUAAAUACCCACACAUGGGUUGCCGAUGUCGAGAACGAGCGACUCGUCCCGAUCGGUGCGGUCGGUGAACUCAUCUGCUCUGGGCCCCAUCUUACCCCUGGCUACUUGAAUGACCCUGAACGGACUGCAAGCAGUUUCUUUGAGGAUCUCAGCUGGAUCCCCAACAUGAUGGACAAUAAGCCUUUCUCUAGGCGAUUCUAUCGAAGUGGUGAUCUCGUUCGUUACUGCGCUGAUGGUUCGCUGCAGUGUGUUGGGCGUCUGGACUCGCAAGUCAAACUUGGCGGACAGAGGGUGGAACUCAGCGAGAUUGAGUCGUAUAUCAAGUCACACAAUGCUGCUGUCUUGGUCCCCAAGGCUGGUUCCAUGAAGAACAAGCUCAUUGCUGUCCUUGAGGGUGCUGGUUCCUCUGGUCAGUCGCUUGGUAUCUCCUCGUGUGACCCCGGCGUAGCGCAGCAGGUAGAGCAAGUUCUUCGAAAGAAUCUGCCGUCAUACAUGUGCCCGUCAAUCUGGAUCUCUGUCCCACAUCUUCCAUUAUCAUCUUCCGGAAAGCUGGAUAGAAAGGUACUCAUGAACAAGCUCGAGACACUCUCUCACGAGGAGUAUUUGGGGCUUAUCCUGGAUCAUGCCCAAGACGAAGAUGAUCAAGAUGGCCAUGAGACGGAUAAUUGCCAGAGGCUUUUGCGUGAAGCCUGUAGCCAAGUUCUCAAUAUCCCCGUUGAGAGAAUUGCAAUGUCAAGAGCUUUUGCUGGCCAUGGAGGAGACUCCAUCACUGCCAUGCAGGUAUCGUCGCUCAUCAAGCGAACGCAGACGCUGGUAGUUACCGUCAAAGAUCUCUUGACCUGCCAUUCCCUGGCUGAAGCAGCAUCGAGCAUGAGAGAAGUAGUGACCUCAAUACAGGUACCAACUGCUCAUCCAGGCAAACUGUAUCCUCUAUCACCAAUUCAACGCCUUUUCAUGGCGACAGCACCUACCUCUGUAACGUGGAACCACUACAACCAGAGUGUCCUUUUGCGCAUUCGAGAGAGGAGAAGUUCAGACCAUGUCAAGGAAUCACUUGGUGGGGUGGUGCGACGUCAUGCCAUGCUGCGAGGUCGCUUCCAGAGGGUAUCGUCUAGCGAGUGGAUGCAAAGAAUCUUGCCUGAUGACCAAGGAAACCUCUUCUUCGAGUACUUCCCUGAUGCUUCUGAUUAUAAACAACGAGAGGCCUUGAUGCUGAAGGCUAGAGAGUCUCUUGACAUAGAGUCUGGUCCGCUACUUCGGGCUCAGCUCUUCGAUGGUCAAGUUGAACAGGGUAUGCUACUGUUCAUUGUAUCGCAUCACCUCGUAGUCGACCUUGUUUCCUGGAGAGUCAUAUUGGAAGAACUAGAAGUGUCCUUAGCUCAACCCUACGGAAACACCACCGAUGCAAACGACAUCUCAGCCCUCUUAUUGCCUCAAGAAUCAGUUCCAUUUCCCGUAUGGUCGGAACUUCAGCAUGAAGCAGCUAAAAAUAUGGAUCCAGAUCGAGUCAUCCCCCAACAGUAUGCGGUGCCAGCUCCUGACUUUUCUUACUGGGGAAUCUCCUCGGCGCGGAAUGUCUACCGCGAUGUCAUCGAGAAGAGUAUCUCUCUAGGCGACAUGACGACCAAGAACGUGCUUUACGAGUGCCACGAAGCGCUGCAAACCGAACCAGUCGACAUCUUCCUCUCAGCCAUACUUCUCUCGUUCAAACGCGCGUUCCCGGAACGGCCAAUUCCGCCAAUCUUCAACGAAGGCCAUGGCCGGGAGCCGUGGACUAGUGAUUUAGAUAUUUCAAGAACUGUUGGAUGGUUCACUACCAUGUUUCCUAUCUACGUUCCCAAUAUCAGCGCUGGUGACGUGGUAGAUACAGUACGGAGAGUCAAGGACUUUCGUAAAGGCUGUGCCGAAAAUGGAUUCCAGUACUUUUCUACAAAGUAUCUCCACGAGCAAGGACGUAAGACUUUUAAGGACCAUAUACCAGCAGAGAUCAUGUUCAACUACGAGGGAAGAUACCAAUCCCUGGAGAAAGAAAAGUCUCUUCUGAUGGCGGAAGCCUGGGAAGCUGGCGAGGCUUUAUCAGAUUCAGCCCCUGAACUUCAGCGCUUCUGUCUCUUCGAGCUCUCGGCGGCUGUCCUCACCGAUGGGGAGAUUCACUUUACCAUGGCUUGGAACUCUCGAGCUAGGUACCAGGAGAGAAUAUCUCUUUGGCUCACAAGGCUCUUGCCGGCUGUCAUCGACGAGAUUGUGACAUACCUUAUGCUGGAGAAGCGCCAAUAUACUCUCAGUGAUCUCAGCCAAGCCAGGUUGAGUGACUACUCCGAUCUUGAAACUCUCAUGGCUUCGGUAUCGACCAUUCCAGGAAUCGACAGCAUUGAAGGGGUGGAAGAAAUCUACUGUGGCUCGCCAAUGCAGGACAGUCUGGCACUCAGUCAGUCCAGGAUCAGUGGUGGCGUCUACGAGAUAGAUCUCACCUGGGAGGUCACUGACGGCCGCCAAGGGAACUAUCAAGUUGACGUUAAUCGACUUGUGCUGGCCUGGAAUGAUGUUGUUGCUCGGCACGCCGCCCUCAGAACUGUCUUUCUCGAAGCCGCCUCAUCUUCAAACGACGUCAUGCUUCAUCAGGUUGUCCUGAGGAAAUACCGCCCUUCCACAAUCUUGAUGCAUACCCGGGAUUCUUCUCAAGCACUGAAACAGCUCUCAAGCUGCGCGUCGUACAAGAAAAGGGGCAUAUUGAUCGACAAGAGGCCGCCACAUGCUUUGGCAAUUUGUUCAACCGAUGAAGGACGGACAUUUGUCAGAUUCCAAGUCAAUCACAUUCUGUUUGACGGCACUUCGAUCGCUCCGCUGCUACGAGACUUAUCCAGGGCUUACAGGAACAGCCAUGAGGUACGAAGAGAAUGGACUUGGAACCCUUUUGCGAACUUCAUACGCUACAUCCGUGACGAGAAGCGUCGAAGUGAUGAUCUCGCCUAUUGGAAAUCCUACCUUGCGACGGCUAGGCCUUGCCAAUUUCCUACUCUCAAACAUGAGGAAAGCAUAGAAGCACCCGGGACUGAACAACAGAGGGGCGCUGUUCAAGUGUGUAUGAGCGAUAAGCCGUCUUCACUGAGAAACUUCCUAGCAGACAUGGGAGUAACAGUGCCUACUCUGGUGCAGCUCGUCUGGGCACUUGUUCUUCGCAUGUAUACAUCUGACAGCCAGGUUGCGUUUGGCUAUCUUGCUUCCGGCCGAGAUGCCCCAGUCGUCGAUAUUGAGCAAGCGGUUGGGCCUUUCAUUUCCAUUCUGGUCCACUUCCUAGACUUUGACAAUGAAGGACAAUUGCCCAUUGCUGACAUGCUCCAAAGAAUCCAGGAUCGUUCCGCACGCUCCAUUAGCCACCAAAGCAGAUCUCUGGCCGAGAUUCAAGAUGCCAUUGGCCUAACAGGAUCCUCCUUACUGUUCAAUACUGGCAUUUCAUUCAUGCCAAAAUGGACCAAAGACAUGCAAUUGCGAAAUGGAUCAGGCCUUAUAUUCGACCAGAUCGCUGCUAACGACCCUACCGAGUUCGAUAUCUCUCUUAUUGUCGAGACUGGAGACGACGGUGUCGAUGGGAUGUGUAUCUAUGUCGACUAUCGAACAUCAACAGUCGGUCGCAUGCAUGCCAUUAAUAUUGCUGCGUCAUUUGACCACAUCUUGAGUCAGAUUAUACAGGAUCCAUCAGUACCUCUGAACGAUGUCAGCGGCAUCAGUACUCGUGACUUUGAUCAGAUAUCGAACUGGAACAGGCUCCUGAGUCCACCCAAGGAUAAAUGCUUGCAUGACCUGUUUAUUGAAAAGGUCAUCGAGGACCCUACGCGAGAAGCCGUAUUCAGUUGGGAUGGAUCAAUGUCAUAUGGAGAACUGCAUGAUCUGUCAGCCCGUCUUGCCAACUACCUGGUUCAUCUUGGAGUUGGGCCAGAACAGAUGAUUCCGAUAUGUUUUGAAAAGUCCGUGUGGACCGUUGUCACCAUUCUCGCCGUCUUGAAGGCGGGCGGUUGCUUCGUUCUCCUUGAUCCAACCCACCCUGCAUCUCGUCUCUGGAACAUUGUUGGCGAGAUUGAGGCCUCCAUUCUUCUUUGCUCGCCGCUGACCAACAGGUCAAAGAAACUGGAUGCCUCACCAGACAUGAAUGCCCGUAAAGCAGCAAUUAUCGAGAUCCAUCCCUCUUUUGUCAACAACCUGAAAUCUGUCAGCAGGGAGUCACAACAUACUCCCCUGUGCCCCUCUCUAUCUCCAGACAACGCGGCCUAUGUUGUAUUCACUUCUGGAUCGACGGGGAUCCCAAAAGGAGUAGUUGUCACUCAUCGCGCUGUUGUGACUGGUCUCGAUGAACUAGGUCGAGCGGCCGGCAUGACUGCCAUGGGGUCUGGAACUCGCACACUCCAGUUCGCAUCAUAUUCCUUUGAUGCCUCGAUUGCAGACAUCUUCUGUGCAUUACAGCUUGGCGGAUGCGUGUGCGUCAUGUCUGAUGAAGGCCGCAGCCCAGCCGACAUCACAGACUUUAUCCAACGGAGCAGGGCCACGUAUGCUGGCAUCACGCCCUCAUUCGCAUCUCUGCUUGAUCCACGAUUGGUUCCAAGCCUUCGUGUUCUUUGCUUCUCCGGUGAGGCCUUGCCAGCGUCGCAAAUAGAAGCUUGGUCAGGCUAUGUCAAGAUGGUUAAUAUGUACGGACCCACGGAAGCAUCAAUUGCUUGCAUCGCCAACUCGGAGGUAACGAGGACUACCGACGCGUCGAAUAUCGGCAGGGCCUUCCGCGGGUCGACAUGGAUAGUAGACGAGAACGACCAUAAUCAGCUCCGGGCCAUUGGCUCUUCGGGAGAACUUCUCAUAGAGGGACCGAUUCUGGCACGAGAAUAUCUGAAGAGGCCAGAGCAGACAGCUCAGGCCUUCAUCAGUAACCCUCCGUGGCUUCAGAAUAUUAGACCGAAUAGCAGGCUGUACAAGACAGGUGACAUGGUCCGGUACAACACGAAUGGAACCAUCAGCUAUAUCGGCCGCAAAGACAAUCAGAUCAAGAUCAACGGACAGCGCGUGGAAGUUUCCGAGAUAGAAGAGACUCUGAGGGCGUCCAUAGAACCGGAAGCUGGGCUCAUAACAGUAGAGCUUCUUGACCGAAAGGCACUUGGUGAGGCUGACGUGUUAACGGCAUUCGUCUACAUCGCCGGGCAUGACCCAAGCUCGACACGGGACGACAAGGCUGACAACAAGAAGCCCUUUACAAUUCCCGAUAAUCCUUUGCUACUAGAAUAUUUUCGGAGCAUGUUACCACGGCUUGAGUCAUCCAGUUCCAAAAUGCCACGCUACAUGGUACCACAAGCCUACAUUCCCAUAGACAGCCUACCUCUCACAACCUCUGGAAAGGUCGACAGACGCGCUCUGAGACACGCCGCCGCUCAACUGAACCGCAAUCAACUCUUCUCAUUUGCCUCUUCUCUUGACAUGGUACAUGAACCGAGUGUCGAUGUAGUCAAGGACGAUCCAGUUAGCGAGUUGGCGCAUUUAUGGGAGUCUGUCCUUAAUGUGAGAGUCAGCGGGACUCAAAGCAAUUUCUUUCGUCUGGGCGGUAACUCUAUGGCGGCUAUGAACCUGAGAUCGCAAGCGAGAAAGGCAGGGUUUCAACUCUCUGUCGCCGACAUACUUGCCAACCCAACGUUGAGCGACAUGGCCAAAGGAAUGGCUCCGUUGUCGCUGACUGCUCCAGAAUCUACCUCUUCCUCGUCGCCGCAAUCCUUUUCAACGUCCACAUCAACGACUAUUAUCGAGAACGACCCAGAUACAUCGCCAUUCUCCCUCCUCCGUACAAGGGGGAUUGCUUUGAAUGAAGGACUGUGGCAGCAGAUGUUCGACAAUGCGGAUAUUCUGUGGAGUGAGGUUGAGGAUAUUUUUCCUUGCACGCCUAUGCAGGAGGGCUUGAUGGUGCUAUCAGCACAUCGAGAAGGACAUGGAGCUUAUGCCUUGCAUGCUCCGUACAAACUCCCAUCAGACCUGGACCUUGCGAAACUCCAGUUUGCGUGGGAACAGACCACUAUGGUCCAUGCCAUACUUCGAAGCCGCAUCGUGACUCAUAGUCAAGGUGCUCUUAUUGUGUUGCAAAAGAGCCCUGUCGUAGUUCAACAAAGCACUUGCUCUACUCUUGACGAUCAUCUAGAAGAACAAAGACGCCUUAUUUUCGGCUACGGUGUCCCUCUUUUCCGCAUGACCAUGGUUUUUGACCAGAUAGCACAAUGCCACUAUUUUGUCAUGUCUAUUCACCACGCCCUUUUCGAUGGCUGGUCCUUUAGUAGGAUGUGGGAUACUGCUCUUGCCAUCUAUCAAGGGAGACAAUUGUCUCGCGAUAUACCAUCCUUUCAAUCGUUUGUGCAACAUCUUGGCGCUGCACCUCUCUCAGCGUCCAAGGAGUAUUGGAAGAGUCAUUUGGUCGAGCAAGACAGAGACGGUUUCCAGUUCCCUGCGGUUCCAUCAACACACAAACCAAUCGCCACGGCCAGCGCAAGCUUCGAGUUUGCUUUCCAAUCAACCAUCGCCAUGUCUGCAGGUGUCACCCCCUCAACCAUGGUUCACGCUGCUUGGGCAAUACUUCUAUCACAAUACACGGCCAGUUCCACUGUCAACUUUGGCGUGACUUUAUCAGGCCGGGACUUUCCAAUGCCCGGCCUAGAUCAGGUUGUAGGAGCAACGAUUGUCACGUUGCCGAGACAGCUAAACAUCAACUUGAAUCAGAAUGUCAUAGAGUUCCUCGAAUAUGUUCAACAGGAAGCGGCCAAUGUCAUCCCCCACCAGUAUCUUGGUAUCCAUGAAAUUCGGGCUUUGGGACUCGAAGCUCAGCAAGCAUGCAAUUUCAGCACUCUAAUACUGGUCAACCACAACACAGUCGAUUUGGACUCCCCUCUCUCUGUAUUUGGCAUAACCCAGGUCCCGGUUGACUCGGUUGACUUCCAUCCUUAUCCUCUGGCUGUUGAAUUUACAGUUCAACCAGAGUCGCUAGUCGUCAACGUCUGCUACGAUCCAGUGUGCAUUGGAGGUUCUAUGGUCGAAAGUGUAAUGCAGCAGUAUGACCACGUUCUUCAAAGUCUCUCAGAAGGCCUAAUGUGUUCUUCCGGGCUCUCGGGGACCAACCUCGCUAGUAUCAUGACAGGGAUAGCUCCAGCCCAUCUGCAGAAAAUGUUGGAUUGGAACAAGGACGGACACCGCUAUGGAGCAUCUCGCCAGACACAUCUCGUCCUCGAUCACAUAGGCCUGAACACACGCAAUAAUCCAAGAGCCCGUGCUGUUGUGGCUGAUGAUUCCACUCUUUCAUACGCCGAACUCAACCGCUUGGCCAGGGUUGUCUCUCAUAGAAUCACACAACUGGAUAUCAGUGGGGAGUUCAUCGCCGUCUGCUUUGACAAAUCAGCAGCUGCAAUUGUUUCAAUGCUCGCCGUACUACAAACAGGCUUUGCUUUCAUGCCAAUAAGCGCCUCGCAGCCUCCAGCUCGACUUGAGAAUCUGCUUACGGCGGCCAAUGUCCAGGUAGUAUUGACCAGCCCAGCCCACACCGAUUUGCUGUCUGGUCUUUCUUCCCACCGCCGCAUCGUUCCAGUGGACCUGAAGGAUAUCGACCAACACGAACAAAUGCAGCUGAAUCGCUCGGGUAGCGCAGUUGAUAAAUCUAGAGCAGCCUAUCUACUUUACACAUCGGGCACAACCGGACAGCCCAAGGGUGUAGUAGUCCAACACGGAGCAUGGUCCAAAGCUAUUGCCUCUCAAAUAGACUUCUUUGGCUUUACCCGUGACACAAAGAUGCUUCAGUUCAGCAACUACACCUUUGACGCUAGCAUCUUUGAGAUAUUCAUUACCUUAUGUUCUGGGGGGUGUCUAUUUGUUCCAUCUGAGCACUCGAGAGUUAAUGACCUGGAGGGUUUUAUUCGCACCAAUGAACUCAACACCAUUACUCUCACGCCAACUGUAGCCAGAGUGAUACGCCCUGGGCAGUUACCUUGUGUCAGACAGUGUCUGUUUGGAGGUGAAUCACUGACGCAGAGCGAUAUUUUUGCUUGGGCGCAGCAAGGGCGACGGGUCACCAAUUGCUAUGGCCCAACCGAGGCAUGUGUGUUCUCUUGUGGUAGAGAUAUUCGGCUGGAUGCCACUGACACCAAGGUUACCAAUAUCGGUCGUCCCGUCGGUAUCAAUGCUUGGAUCAUCAGUUCUAUGUCCGGAAGCAUAUCUCCUAUCGGAGCGCCUGGUGAACUAUGCCUCGAAGGUCAGAUGUUGGCUCGCGGCUAUCUCAAUGACCCUGAGAGAACCCAGCUUUCAUUCUCCAACCACCUACCCAACAAUAUUCCAGGGAAGAAGAAUAGUAGGACAUACCGCACCGGAGAUAUGGUCUGCCAUGAAGCCGACGGCACUUUGAACUUUCUUGGACGACGAGACGGCCAGAUCAAGCUCCGAGGCCACCGAAUCGACGUUGGCGAAAUCGAGCACCACAUCCAACACGCUAUGGCAGACGACUCAACCUAUCAUUCAAGUACCGUACAAGUCUAUUGGAAGGACACGAGAAACAAGUCAGAUGCCGAACUAGCAGCACUCCUGAGGAUGGAUAUACAGCACAAAGAAUGUGUUAUGGGCGUGCCUUGCUCACUGCUCUCCAUGCCUGGUAGAGCCGACGAGUCUCCAACGGCAUCUCAGUUGAAGUUCAAGCUACGUCGUAUUCUCCCAGAGCACAUGACUCCAAACACAUUUAUCGCUGUGCAGCAUUUCCCUACCACAGCGUCGGGGAAAUUGGACAGAAGCUUUGCUCAACGCUGUGUGGAAUAUUUCGUACCAUAUACUCAGAAGGAGGUCAACAAGAACGAGACAUGGUCAUCAAGCGAGGCAAUUGUUCGAGAAUGGUGGUGUAGUAUCCUUGGAGUCAACACGGAUCUCAUUUGUCGCCAUGAUAACUUCUUCGGUCUUGGUGGAAACUCUAUCUAUGCCAUCAGGCUGGUCGGCCUAGCGCGGUCAAACGGCCAUCAUCUGCAAUACGAAGAUGUCUUCUCGUCCCCUGUCCUCGCUGACAUGGCGUCUCGUCUGUCCCGCCCAGAGGAUUCCCGUGUACAGUCAGAAACACGCCAACCCCCCGAGCCCUUCCAACUCAUCUCGGAGAGUGAUCUGAAGUCAGUCAUGGAUGAUAUCCUACCCUUGUACAACAUCAAUAAAGAUGAAGUCGAGGAUAUUUAUCCCUGCACCCCUCUACAAGCCACUCUCAUGGCUGAAACGGCAAGACAUCGAGGAGUCUAUAUCUUGGCCGAGAGCAUCCAAGUUCCCUCUUCGCAGAUGACACUCUUCCAGGAUGCUUGGCUAUUGAUGUUCAAGUCAUACGAGAUCUUACGAACAAGGAUUGUUCUCAGUCAUGAUCAAAGCCACGGGGAGUGGCAGGUCGUCAUGAAGUACCAACCGUUGACGUGGACUGAGUUCCCUGACGCAAAGUCGUUUAUCGAAUUCGUCUACAACACACAUGAUUACGGGAAACCGCUAGUUCACUUAGCCAUUCUUGGUGGCAAUGGAGGACGGAUCAAGGACACAGACCACUCUGUCAAAGUCGGACUCUGCGUUCAUCACGCUGCGUACGAUGGAUGGUCCCUCUCCAAUAUUUGGCGAACGAUAACGAAGAAGCUUACAUCAAGCUCGAGCUAUUCCGUCGGCCCUUAUACCCCAUUCAACACAUACAUCCGCCACCUCACUGAACAAGACCCAGAGAAAGCAAAGUCUUACUGGAAAGAGAGAUUUUCUGGUCUUUCCAGCGCAAGUCUGAUCCCCCGACCACAAGAUCCAGGUCACCAAUCCUCGGCUACAGAUACGAUCCAACGAAACCUUGAUCUACCUACUCUAAGCGACCAUCUCCUAGGGAAGACAGCAAUAGUGGCGCAGGCGGCUUGGGCUAUUACUAUCAGUCAUUACACUGCCAAUAGCGAUACUCUAUGUGGCACCAUUUUGUCUGGACGAGAGUACGCCGCUGCUAGCGUUCCAGGUGUAGAAACCAUUGUUGGCCCAACUAUUGCUACAGUUCCGUCUCGAACAACCAUCAACUACGACUCCUGUGUCUUGGAUCUCAUUACCGCGGUGCAGAAAGACAAUCUCAACGCCGUUCGCUUCUCUCACAUGGGCUUGGAGCAAAUUUCUCGUUUGAAUCUAGACUGUCGCCAAGCCUGUAAGUUUGAUAACCUCUUCUGGGUACAACCUGAUCUGGACGAGACACCCGCCAAUAGUAUUAUACGAGACAUUAUAAAUGUUCGGGGUUUCUCCUCGAGUCCUAUGGUCUUGGAGAUACAAUUGCCGGCAGAGGGGCAAAAGGUGGUGGUCAAUAUGAGUUUUGACCGUGUUGCAGUAUCAAAUCAGCAGGCGGAGUUGAUUGUAGACACUUACAUUACUAUCAUGGACAAUCUGCUUCAUGCACCGCUUGACACACGGUUGCGAAGCAUAGCUGCACUCUCUCCAGCACAUAUAUCGCAGAUUAGCAGAGUCAGCAGUAGCCCAGUAGAAGCAGUCCAAGCUUGUGUUCAUGAUCUUGUAAGAAAGCAAGUUGAGCUGAGUCCGUCACACACCGCCAUCGACGCUUGGGAUGGUUCCAUGGCAUACGCAGCCCUAGAUGCCUUGUCGACGUCCCUAGCCGAAAAGCUUUCGGGUCUUGGUAUUGGACCUGAAAGUCCAGUCUGUAUACUUUUCGAGAAGUCCAAGUGGGCUAUUGUUGCCAUGCUCGGCGUGGUGAAAACAGGCGGUUGCUUCGUUCCCUUGAAUCCACAGAGUCCAAUCAAGAGACUACAACAUUUAGUUGAAAGCGUGGAUGCUUCGAUCAUACUCGUAUCGCCCCAAUACGAGGAGCUUUCGAUUUCUCUAUCUCUCCACCAUGUCAAGAUCUUGGUCAUAAGCCAAGAUACGAUCCCAUCCCCGAUAUCAGCCUUGAAGCCGUCUCGAGCUUUCCCGUCAUCUGUUGGACCACAAAACGCUGCUUACAUACUGUUCACUUCCGGAAGCACUGGUUUGCCGAAGGGAGUUGUGAUUGAACAUCAAGCUUUAUGUUCCUCCUUGACUGUCCUUUCAAGCCGCGUAGGUUUGAAUUCUAAUUCCAGGGUGUUCCAAUUCAACGCAUACUGGUUUGAUGUAAUGCUUCUUGAUGUGUUUGGCACUCUCAUUUCUGGAGGGACUAUCUGUGCUCCGUCCGAGUCCGAUUGCAUGGAUGAUCUGGCUGGCUCAAUCAACAAGUUCAAUGCCAAUACCAUCGCGGCGCUUUCAACAUCCGUGUCACGAUUGAUUGAACCCAGCAGUAUUCCCUGUCUCAAUACCUUGGGCUUGGGCGGAGAGCCCGUUCUAUCUAGUGAUAGAGAUCGAUGGGCUCCACACGUCAGGCUUUUUUCCAUGUAUGGCCCAACUGAGACUUGUAUCGUAUCUCUGAUGACGGACAUGACGAGCACUACACCUGCUAGCCUAUUGGGUCAUCCAGUCGGCUGUCGAGUCUGGAUCGUCAAUCCUCUCAAAAACGAUGAAUUGGCCCCUCUUGGUGGUAUUGGAGAGCUUUUCAUUGAAGGGCCUGGACUUGCUCGAUAUUACCUUGUCGAUGAGGAUAAGACUGCCGCAGCAUUCUUGUCUAACCAGUCGUGGACGAUUCAAGACCCGAGCUUUCAGGGUUCACGUCGUUUUUACAAAACUGGCGAUCUGGUCCGUAUCAAUACCGACGGUACAGUUAGUUGGAUUGGCCGCAAGGACCAUUCGCAAGUCAAGAUCCGUGGCCAAAGAGUUGAACUCGCGGAAAUCGAGGAGACUAUCAGACAACAUAUUCCGAGUGCUCUCACGGUGGCUGUCGAUAUAUUAAUUGAUGGUGAAAGACGGAUUCUUGCCGCUGUAUUUGGGACAAAUCUUAUGCUACCUGGAUUGUCAGACACCGAGGUGGAGGUUUACAUGGAGAAACUUAUCAAAGGUUUGCUCCCAAAGCUGAACGGAAGCCUGCCGAAGCAUAUGGUGCCAACUGCAUUCAUUCCUCUACCAUUUCUGCCGUUCUUGAGCACAGGAAAGCUGGAUCGCAAAGCUUUACACAGACUCGCCCUACCUCUGGCAGUAGAAUUGACUAAAAGGACCUCCACAAAUAGACAAGCACUAAAGACUCCCAAAGAAAGGCUCCUCAGCGCUCUUUGGUCCGAGGUUCUUUCAACGUCUAAAGGCGAACCGGCAGGUCCGGCUGAUAACUUCUUUAACGCCGGGGGAGACUCAAUGAUGGCAAUGAAGCUAGUCGCGAUGGCCAGACACCGGGGCUUAACACUUUCAGUCGUCGAUAUCUUCAAGAAUCCGAUCCUGUCAGAUAUGGCCGACCUGUUAGGUCCAUUGAGACACGAAGAGGAGCCAUCUAAAGAGGAUUCCACUCACAUGCUGCCCAUUGAUACGUCCUCCAAGCUCAAGGACUCAUUGUACGAGGUCCUUACUGUCCCUCCUGAUAGGAUUGAGCAAAUAUACCCAUGUACUGCCUAUCAAGAGAUGUUUUUGUCGGGGACAGAGGUCUGGCCCGGCGCCCACGUCACCCAAUUCAUCUUCUCAAUAGAUAAGGGCACCGAUAUGCAUCGGCUAGAAAAGGCUAUGGGCCGUUGCACCGCCGAGUUCCCAACACUGAGGACUCGAAUUGUGCGACACGGGGAGAGUGGACAACUUUUGCAGGUCGUUCUCCACAAAGGACAUGAGGCGCCGUGGUCUAUCCAUCUUACAGAUGAUCUAGACUCAGCGUUGGACCAGGAGAAAAAGGACCAUUGGAUGCAUUCCGGCUUGAGUGAGCCCUUGCACAGGUUAUCUCUCGUUAUGAAUAACUCGGGCUGCACUCAUCUCAUCUGGUCGUUGAAUCACGCUGCUUAUGAUGCAUGGUCUUUCGGGAUGAUGCUGAGGUCUCUCGGUCAAGACCGUGCCAAUUCUACCCGUCACUCACGUACUUGUUUGCCUUUCAAUGGACUAAUACGACAUAUCAGCAAGCUGAGAGACGCGAGUUCUGAAUCUCGGAGAUUCUGGCGGUCUUAUAUUGCAGAUAUUGGUUCACAGGUACUGCUUUUCAGAUAUCCAUCGAUCGCAGAUCCUCGUCAGGACCGCCUAGCUGUACACCAGGUAUCAUUUCCCAAACAUGGGGGUAGGAGCUCGACGUCACUUAUCACGGCUGCCUGGAUCAUGUUACUAGCCAGGCUGAGCCAUCGGAAGGACAUUACUAUUGCAUACCUCGUCACUGGACGAACACUCCCACUCGGGGGGAUCGAUACGUGCCCUGGCCCACUCAUCUCGAAGUUACCCCUCCGUAUUCAGUUACUUGAUGAGCCUCGCGGGCUAGUUGAUGUAGCUGACCUUGUACGCAUCGAGACUGUGCGUGUCAUGCCACAUGAGCACACUGGCUUAGACGCUAUAAAGGACUUGGCCAGCCAAGAUGAUGACGACAUUCAUCCGCAUGCUGCUUCACUGCUUGGACGCUUUCCACUUGACCUUGCCAUUCAUCCAGCUGGCCAUACAGACGUUGACGCUGCCAGGAGUAUUGGCAUAACUCACAUUGGACAAAAGGUAGUGGUACCUCCUCCAGGUACAUUCUCAGCUGAAUGUUCAAUAAUAUCCGAGGAUAAUUACAUUGCAGUGAGCCUGGCUGUAAUUUGGGAUAAUAGAGCUAUGGAUGAAGAUGAUGUUAAUAGGGUUGUGGAAAUAUGGAAAGAUAUUAUAGUAAGAGGGUAA